AUUGGCAUGAAAUAUGCAAGUAAAAAAAAAAAAAAAAAUUGACAAUAUUCUAAUUACAUCCCCUCCGUUCCUUUACCUGGCUUUUUUUUUUUUCUUUUUAUUCAUUUUUAAUUCAAUGUAUAGACUAUCCAGACUAUUGAAUGUCCCAAAACUGCGUAUAAACCGUGCAGGUUUUGCCAAACACGCUAGUAUACGUUUAUUUGCAAGUCAUGACGGAUUUUUGCAAGGUAAUACAGCCAAUUAUAUCGAUGCCAUGUAUGAGUCCUGGUUAAAAGAUCCUACCUCGGUUCAUGUAUCAUGGCAAGCCUAUUUUAAAAAUAUGGCCAACGGUGUUCCAUCCAACCAAGCUUUUAUUCCACCCCCUACUGACAGUGCAAGAUUACCUGAAAUGCCUGGUGCUACGUUACCCAUGAUGAACGAGUCUUCAAAGCAAGUGAUUGAACAUAUGAAAAUCCAAUUACUCGUAAGAGCGUAUCAAGUACGUGGUCAUAAUAUUGCGGAUCUGGAUCCUUUGCAUCUUCAACGCACGAUGGCUGAGCAUUCUAUCCCACCCGAGUUGACAUUACAAUAUUAUGGUUUCACGGAAAAGGAUUUGGACCGUAAGUUUACUUUGGGUCCUGGUAUUUUGUCAUCAUUAAACAAGACUGAAAAGGAGCUGACAUUACGCGAGAUUGUUGAUGCAUUGAAGAAAAUGUAUUGUGGAUCCAUUGGUAUUGAAUAUGUUCAUAUCCCAGACCGAGCACAAUGUGAUUGGAUUCGAGCAAGAUUUGAAAAACCAGAGCCAUACAAGUAUACAGCGGAUGAAAAGAAACGAAUUCUGGAUCGAUUAACUUGGUCGGAUAGUUUUGAGCGCUUUGUAGCCUCCAAAUAUCCUUCUGAGAAAAGAUUUGGUCUUGAAGGUGGAGAGACCUUGAUUCCUGGUAUGAAGGCCUUGAUUGAUCGCUCUGUGGAUCAUGGUGUGACCAACAUUGUGAUUGGUAUGCCACAUCGUGGUCGUUUAAACGUGCUUUCAAACGUUGUCCGAAAACCCAACGAAUCCAUCUUUUGUGAAUUCAGUGGAUCGGUGGAGCCCAAUGAUGAAGGAUCCGGGGAUGUCAAGUAUCAUUUGGGUAUGAAUUAUGUACGUCCAACACCUUCGGGUAAACGUGUUCAUCUCUCCUUGGUUGCCAACCCAUCUCAUUUGGAGGCGGUGGAUCCGGUGGUAUUAGGAAAGACAAAGGCGCUUCAGUUUUAUAAUAAGGAUACGGAUGGUUCUCAUUCCAUGUCGAUUUUGAUGCACGGUGAUGCUGCGUUUGCUGGUCAAGGUGUGGUUUAUGAGACAAUGGGGUUCUAUGAUUUACCCUCGUAUUCAACAGGUGGUACCAUACAUAUCGUCGUGAAUAAUCAAAUCGGAUUUACAACAGACCCAAGAUUUGGUCGAUCGACCCAGUAUUGUACGGAUAUUGCAAAAUCCAUCAAUGCCCCUGUAUUUCACGUGAAUGGUGAUGAUGUAGAGGCAGUAACGUUUGUAAUGCAAAUGGCUGCUGAUUGGAGACAAACGUUCCAUAAGGACUGCGUGAUUGAUUUAGUUUGUUAUCGAAAGCACGGCCAUAAUGAAACUGAUCAACCCAUGUUUACCCAACCUUUGAUGUAUCAAGCGAUUGCCAAGAUGAAGCCAGUAGCUCAAAAGUACGAAGAGCAAUUAUCUAAAGAAGGAGCGUUUACCACAAAACAAAUUGAAGAACAAAAGAAGAGUAUCUGGGAGACUUUAGAGGAAAGUUACGUGGCCAGUAAAAGUUACAAGCCUAGCUCAAGAGAGUGGUUAUCGAGCAGCUGGCCUGGAUUUAAAUCCCCCAAGGAACUCGCUACAGAAAUCUUGCCUCAGUACCCAACAGGUGUCACUUCUGAAGUGAUGCAAACGGUUGGAAAAGCCAUGACGACGCUUCCCCAAAAUUUUACAGCCCAUCGUAAUAUCGUGCGUAUUCUCCAAGCGCGCGAAAAGAGUUUGAAAUCAGGCACGGAUAUUGAUUGGUCGACAGCGGAAGGUCUAGCGUGGGGUUCCUUAUUGCUAGAGAAUAAACAUGUGCGUGUAUCAGGUCAAGAUGUUGAACGUGGUACAUUUUCUCAACGUCAUGCGGUGUUACAUGAUCAAAAGUCAGAUGCAAAGACCACAUUACUGAACAAUGUCAGUCCCGAACAAGGUGUUCUUUCAAUUUCCAACUCCUCCUUAUCAGAGUAUGGUGUACUUGGAUUUGAAUUGGGGUAUUCUCUUGUGGAUCCGAAUUCCUUGGUUGUAUGGGAAGCUCAAUUUGGAGAUUUUGCAAACACUGCCCAGGUCAUUGUAGAUCAGUUUUUAGCAGCAGGGGAACAAAAGUGGCUUCAACGUACAGGUUUAGUCAUGUCUUUACCUCAUGGAUAUGAUGGACAAGGACCCGAGCAUUCAUCUGCGCGUAUUGAGAGAUAUCUUCAAUUAUGUGAUGAAAAUCCCUAUGUCUAUCCAACUGCCGAGAAACUUGCUAGACAACACCAAGAUUGUAACAUGCAAGUGGUGUAUGCCUCUACGCCAUCCCAAUAUUUCCAUGUGCUACGUCGACAAAUCUGCAGAGACUAUCGAAAACCCUUAAUCUUGCCCUUUUCCAAGUCCAUGCUUCGUCAUCCAUUGGCUAAAUCCAGCCUUUCCGAAAUGAUGGGUGAUACUACCUUUCAACUCUAUCUACCUGAAUCGCACCCUGAGAGCCUAGUAGCACCCGAACAGAUCAAGAAGCAUAUUUACUGCUCGGGACAAGUGUAUUAUGCGCUUUUAAAAGCACGUGAACAGAACAAGAUGAAUGAUAUUGCUAUUUCUCGUGUUGAACAACUGAACCCGUUUCCGUUCCAACAGAUCAAGGAGCAUGCUGAUACAUAUCCUAACGCCGAAAUAGUAUGGUGUCAAGAAGAGCCUCUUAAUAUGGGAAGUUGGCAACAUGUGGAACCUAGGUUGACUACAGCGUUAUCAGAGACAUCACAUCAUGCUGGCAAAUCGCCCAUGUAUGCUGGUCGACCCCCAUCAGCCUCUGUUGCAACUGGUAAUAAGAAGAAGCAUUUGAAGGAGGAAUAUACAUUUUUAAGUGAGGCUUUGAUAGGAAAAGCGACUGAACCCAAGAAGAUUGAAGGUGGAAUUCCACUUUGGUAACUCCCCC
Messenger RNA from Mucor mucedo, 3158 nucleotides. Its product is annotated as oxoglutarate dehydrogenase, E1 component. Gene Ontology annotation, biological process: tricarboxylic acid cycle. The transcript is spliced from 2 exons. NCBI's taxonomy places the organism in Eukaryota, Fungi, Mucoromycota, Mucoromycetes, Mucorales, Mucoraceae. The record is from RefSeq and is a predicted model, not a curated record. Gene Ontology annotation, molecular function: thiamine pyrophosphate binding; oxoglutarate dehydrogenase (succinyl-transferring) activity. Bases 116 to 3151 code for a protein of 1011 amino acids. Gene Ontology annotation, cellular component: mitochondrion; oxoglutarate dehydrogenase complex.